AACCGAAAACAGAGUAGUCAAAAAACAGAGUAAUAAGAAAAACAGAGUAUUUUCAUUUUUCUUCGGUUUCUACAUGGAUCCAUCUUUUCUUCAGUCACCGUUCUCUAGCUUCUCACCGGAAUAUUCUACCGGAUCUUCUCCGGAAUCUUUCUCCUCCUCUUCUUCUAACAACUACUCUCUUCCCUUCAACGAGAACGACUCAGAAGAAAUGUUUCUCUACGGUCUAAUCGAGCAAUCCACGCAACGAAACUUCAUCGAAUCGAAUCUUCAAGACCUUCCGGUUAAAUCCAUAAGCUCAAGAAACUCAGAGAAGUCGUACAGAGGUGUAAGACGACGGCCAUGGGGGAAAUUCGCGGCGGAGAUAAGAGAUUCGACUCGAAAAGGUAUUCGGGUUUGGCUCGGGACGUUCGAAAGCGCGGAAGAGGCGGCUCUCGCUUAUGAUCAAGCCGCUUUCUCGAUGAGAGGUUCUUCGGCGAUUCUCAAUUUUUCGCCGGAGAGAGUUCAAGAGUCGCUUUCGGAGAUGAAGUAUACCUACGAGGAUGGUUGUUCUCCGGUUGUGGCGUUGAAGAGAAAACACUCGAUGAGACGAAGAAUGACCAAUAAGAAGACGAAAGACAGUGACUUUGAUCACCGGUCCGUGAAGUUAGAUAAUGUUGUUGUCUUUGAGGAUUUGGGAGAACAGUACCUUGAGGAGCUUUUGGGUUCUUCUGAAAAUAGUGGGACUUGGUGAAAGAUUAGGAUUUGUGUUAGGGACCUUAAGUUUGUAGUGGUUGAUUAAUUUUACCCCUAAUAUGUUUUUUGUUUUUUUGUAAUUUUGCUUAAAUAUUUGAUUCUAUUGAGAAACAUCGAAAACAGUUUGUAUUUAUUUUUGUGAUACUUGAAUUUUUCAAUUUCAAGUUAGUGUAAAAGUCUUUGCCUCUUCUUAUUCAACUAGUAAGAAAACUCUCAUUUUUCU
This is a messenger RNA of Arabidopsis arenosa, 955 nucleotides long. The record is from the annotation of a GenBank genome assembly. NCBI's taxonomy places the organism in Eukaryota, Viridiplantae, Streptophyta, Magnoliopsida, Brassicales, Brassicaceae.